AUGGUUAUUUUGGAGAAUUUAAGGAUAUUGAUAUAUUACUUUCAAAAUUUAUUUCAGAAAAAAUUCUAUUGGGAUGUUUCUAUUAGUGAAAGUGAAGUGAAGAGACACUGGUUGGUCAAGGCCGCUAUAAAAUACAGAAAUUUUAUUUCUAAAAUAAAAGGGGGAGGAGUUAGGCCAGGUUUUGUACCUGAGCAUGUUUGGGAAAGAUGGACACAACUUUGGGGAAGUAAUGAGUCCAAGAAAAAGUCAGAAACAAAUGCAAAGAAUCGUCGUGGCGGCCGUGAAGUUGCUACUGGGACUCACACAGGUGGCUCGAUCUCAAUUGGACAGCAUCGCAAGAAACUUGCUAUUGAAAAGGGUCGAGAUCCAACACCAAGUGAGUUACAUUUACACGUCCAUACGCAUGGUCAUGAUGGUAAAUCUUUUGUUGGCGAACGCUCUCGAAUUGUCCAUGUAAGUCCAAAACUUUGAAACCUAUCAGAAUAUAUACAUGUCAUUUCUUAUUAGAAGGGAAAACUUGGCUGAAAA
Molecule: messenger RNA, 528 nt
Organism: Solanum tuberosum (potato)
Lineage: Eukaryota; Viridiplantae; Streptophyta; Magnoliopsida; Solanales; Solanaceae
Exons: 3
Coding region: 1-471 (156 amino acids)
Source: RefSeq, a predicted model, not a curated record